This is a messenger RNA of Drosophila willistoni, 2102 nucleotides long. RefSeq names its product failed axon connections (gene fax). NCBI's taxonomy places the organism in Eukaryota, Metazoa, Arthropoda, Insecta, Diptera, Drosophilidae. The coding region runs from base 366 to 1670 and encodes 434 amino acids. Gene Ontology annotation, cellular component: cytoplasm. The transcript is spliced from 5 exons. The record is from RefSeq and is a predicted model, not a curated record.
UUAAAAUAACAGUCUAUUUUUGAGAGCGGUUGCGACUGGUUGUUCUUUGCGGAAGAAUUUGGUGAAGUCCUCGACGAGAGUAGUAUCCUGUGGUGCAUUUUUUUGAAGAAAUUCAUUUGUAGUGGUGGAUUGCUCUCUGUGUGUGUAGCUCUCUGUUUCUGUAUUCGUGCGAGUGUCUGUUUGUGUAUGUGCAUUUUGCGAACAAGGAAAAGUGUCAAUAGAAGAAGAAAAAUCUCUGCUUUCGAGUGCGAAGAGCAACUUUAAAGAAACAAGAAAACAGCAAAAAAAAAAAAAGAGUCAAGCAAGUUAGCUAGCAAAAAGUAACAAAAGUAAAAGUUAAUAGAAAAUCUAACAAAAAAUUAAAAAUGGCAAGCGAAGUGGCCCAAAUACCCUCCGAGGAAACGCCUGCUGCAGUCGCAGCGUCGACAGAAAACCCAACAGCAGCCGCUGCUGAGCAGGAAAAACCUGCAGCGGCCGAGGAAAACGCCCAAGCGGCCGCUACUAACAAAGAAGAUGCCGCUGCCAACAAGCAGCAGGAGAAUGAAAACGCCCCAGCAGCUAACAAAGAGGAGGGCGGCAAAAGCCAGGAAAAUGCCACGGCCGGUGCAGCAGCCGAUGGGGAGGCAAAGAAAGACGAUGCCGCUGCCGCUGCUGCCCCAGCUAAAGCGGAGCCAGCGCCGCCAGCCCAAAAAUUCAAUGUGCAUAAAGCCAAUUUCGAAAAGGACAUCAUCUAUCUAUAUCAGUUCUCGAGGACUCCAUUGCUGCCAUCAUUGUCACCAUAUUGUUUGAAAGUUGAGACCUGGCUGCGUCUGGUGGGACUUAAAUACGAGAAUGUCGAUCAUAAGAUGCGUUUCCGUUCCAAGAAAGGUCAAUUGCCUUUCAUUGAGCUGAAUGGCGAGGAAAUUGCCGAUUCGGCCAUUAUUAUCAAGGAACUAUCAGCCAAAUAUGAGAAGAAUUUGGAUUCCGGAUUAACGGCUGAACAACGGAAUGUAUCGUACGCAACCAUUGCCAUGUUGGAGAAUCAUUUGAUUUGGAUUAUCUUCUACUGGCGUGCCAAGUAUCCCGACAAUGUGCUCAAGGGCUAUAAGGUCAAUUUGCAGCAUGCAUUGGGUCUACGUUUGCCCAACUCGAUUUUGAAUUUCUUUUUCAAAAUCACAUUCGGUCGCAAGUGGUUCCAGGGUACGAAAAAGCUCAAGGCUCAUGGCAUUGGCGUACACAGCGCCGAGGAAAUUGAGGAGUUUGGCAAAAAUGAUCUGAAGGUCCUUAGCGAGAUGUUGGACUGCAAGCCAUUCUUCUUUGGCGAUGAGCCAACCACAUUGGAUGUGGUUGCCUUUGCGGUGCUAUCGCAGCUUCACUAUCUGUCCAAGGAUAUUGCGUAUCCAUUGCGCGAUUAUAUGACUGAGAAAUGUCCCAAUUUGAUUGGUCAUGUCUCCCGCAUGAAGGACAAGUGCUUCCCCGAUUGGGAUGAGAUUUGCACGAAGCUCGAUCUGAAUGCCCACAUUCCCAAGCCAGAGCCAGAGACAAAGGAGGGCAAGGAAGGUGGCGAACAGGAGAAGUCAAAUGAGCAGGAAGGACCAGAUGGCGAUAAGAUCGAGAAGGAAUUGGAGAAGGACAAGUCGAACGAGAAGGAGUCGACCGAGGAGAAUAAAGAAAAGGAGGAGACAAAGUAAAGCGGUCGCCGUUGGAGUUAUAUAUAUAUAUAGUAUAUAUAUAUAUAUAUACUCAAAUAUAUAUAUAUACAUAUAUCUACAUAUAUAGUAUAUAUAUAUAUAUAUGAAAAAGGAAGAAGGAAAGAAAGUAAAAAAAAAACACCCCACAUACACAUUAUAUAUAUAUACAUAUGUAGUACGAUACUAUAUAGUAAGGCCCUAUAUAGCUAGGCGCUGAGCUCAUAUAUAAGCAUUCAGAAAAUCAGAAAAGCAUAAACCCAUUUACAACAUAGGACAACUGUAAAGCAAAAAAGAAAAACAUAAAAAAAUGACAAAAAAAAAAAGAAACAAAAAACAGGCAAAAAGAAACGAUCCACUAAAAUGAAAAAAAAAACGUAUAUACAAUAACGUAAAGUAAAAAAAAACUUUGGACAUCUUUUUUUUAUAUAUAUA